This is a messenger RNA of Macrosteles quadrilineatus (aster leafhopper), 6537 nucleotides long. RefSeq lists its product as uncharacterized. The transcript has 6 exons. NCBI's taxonomy places the organism in Eukaryota, Metazoa, Arthropoda, Insecta, Hemiptera, Cicadellidae. The coding region runs from base 413 to 1069 and encodes 218 amino acids. The record is from RefSeq and is a predicted model, not a curated record.
GCCGACUUGUUUAAACAGUUAACUGAAUCUCCGCCUGACUGUGCCACCAUCUCAGACGGACCAGGACCAGAGAGAGAGAGAUGGACGCUGCACGCCCAGUGUAGAACGCAAGUCAGUGUCUGCGCGUGCGUUGUGAAGUGUGAGGUGUUUAGUGACAAAAAGUUCCUAUACAAUAUUUGUGAAUGGAUUAAAUCGACCCUUUGACUUUCAGUGCCGUCUCCGGAUGCCAUGGUCCGUAAGGUCGGCAAGCAUCACUACGUGGCCACUCAUGUACCCUCGCCUCACUACCACGAGAGGGGAUACUACACAGAUGGUACCAUAUCCAUCUCUCUCUAUUAGUUUUACUUCUGCACCUCUACUCCGGCACUUGAAUCUUUGAGAAGACAGCCAGAGAGCAGCCUCAGAGAGGACGAUGUCCGAGUACACGGUGACCAACGAGCGUGCGCGAGUGGUUCCUCCACCGCGCAAACACCGGCCUCGAUCACGCUCCAGAGAGAGGGAUCGGCGCACGCGGAGUGAGGAGCGUUACUACCCUGAGGAAGGUUCAGACAUCUAUGUCACUAGUGCUGCCUAUAGACCACCCUCUGAGAUCAGUGUCUCUUUCAGUCGCGGAUCCCGUCACAGCCGUUACAGCAGACAUGCGCCAAGUCAUUACUCCUACCGAGCUCCAUCAGAAGUUUCUACCAUCAAAACCAAGGUGGACCACAAGCGGGGUUUGGUGAUUGAGACGAUGUCUGCUCCCAACCCGUUCUGUCCUCACACUCGAGGGAUGUGCUGCCUCAUGCUGCUGCUGAACCUUGGCCUCAUCCUCGUCACACUAGGCAUCGUCAUAGUGGUGCAGUUCUUCCAACCAGUUUUUGUUUGGAUCCUGGGGAUAGUGUUCCUGAUUUUCGGUUUCUUGACGCUAGUUGGGAGUCUGAUCUACUGUGUCGCUAUCUGCAGGGACGCCAAAACGCCAGCACAAGUAGCUGCCGAGGACCAUUACUGGACGAGGCACUGGUCCAAAAACAUCGGCUUUCCGCCCGAGAUACACUACAGAGCUGAUGACAAGUUCAGCGAUAGAUAUUAGACCUAAACAUUGAUUAAGAGUUUAAACUGUUUUCGGUUAUCAGGUUGAUCUAACAGACCUCCAAGUUUUGUUGUGCGCUGUACAUUUUAGGUUUCCUUCAUCUUUUCCACAAUCAAUAAUUUUAACCGAUAGUGCCUCCAACACUUCAUACCCAAUGGUGCCUUCAACACGUCAUUCCCACUGUGUCGCAGUUCUGGUUUUGGCCCAUUUCAAAAGAGUCUCCACACGACCAUCUGGAAAAAAUGUGAUGAAUACUGAAUACUGAAUACUGAUUGUAAUUCAAAUUACCUUAAGUCACAAUACACUCGUGGUUCAGACCACUCGCACUAGUUAAACCAGCAACCAAGGUUAACUUACUAUAUGUCGGUAUUGUAAACCACUUUAAGCAAAACAUUUGUAACUGUCCCUUGGCGGAUCCAGGAAUUUGAAUGGGGGGGCUACUUUUAAAUAAUUUCAUUAGAUGCUAUAGCCAAAUAGAUGUUUUUUGAGCAAAAUUUUUGUUUGGGAGUUCAACGUAGAGUACAAUUAAACUUCUCCAUGCCUAUUUUUUAGUUUUUUAGAUUUUUUAGAGUUUCCAGAUGGUUGUGUAUCAGAUGGGGGACUUUUCAGGAAUCAACCAAAACCAGCACUGAGGCGCAGUGACUGUGAAUUAUUGUUGGGGGCACCAACGGUUAAAAUUAUUGAUUGUGGAAAAGAAGAAAGAAACCUAAAACUAAACUUGUAGAUUGGAGGUUUGACUCCUUGAAAGCCUGAUGAUGGUCCAACCUAAACUGAAACUAGUUGACACUACAGCAACCAAGGACUACUAACUAUAUUCUGGUAUUAUAAACUAUUUUUGACAACAUAUUUUUAUACUACAGUAGAGUCCCGCAAACUCGGCGUAAUGUGGACUGGAAGGGUGCCGAGUUUGUGAAAUGCCGGGUUAUCAGGAACUAGGGUUAAAAAUAAGAACAAUAACAUUUUUAAGCUUUUUAACCGCCUUUUUUAUUUAUAUUUAUAUUACAAGUCAGUAUUAAGUCAUCAGAUAUAGUACAACAAACCCUUGGUAUGAGUUGUGAAUGAUUUGACUUGAGCUGGCUUGAGUCCAUGUUUAACUCAGACUCAAAAAAUCACAAAUUUUCUGAGCCAGAUGAUGGCCGAGUUAUUCAGACUGCCGGGUUAUCGAGUGCCGAGUUUGCGGGAUUCUACUGUAUGCCAUGGGCAAAUCCAGAUUUUAAACGGUCAUUGGGCUGCUUUCAAAUAUCUUUGGGGGCUGCAGCCGAAAAUGUUGAACAAAGUAACUUUAAACUUGCAUUUUGGGACAGUAAGGAGGCAUACAAGGAGUAAAAUUCAAACCUCACCAUGUCCACUUCAUAGUUUUGAUCAUUUUUAAUAUUUAUUACCCCAAAAAUGGGGUGAGGUAUACAGCCCCCUAUCUGGAUCUGCCCAUGUAUCUGCCUGAGAUAUGCUACAGAGCUAACAACAAGUUCAGCAAUAGAUACUGUAGACUUUAAACAUUUCACUGCCAUGUUAAUACAAUCAUUGUGAGAUUUUACAGUCCAGUCCUGACAAUCCUUGUGGAACAUAAAGGUAUUGUUGUAAAAUAUCUAAUUGCACUAGAAAAAAGGUAAAAAACCAAUGUUAAGUUAAUUAACAUUUCAAGCUUAAUAUUCAGGAUUUCUUAAGUUCUUGGUAAUCUCAUAUGUUUCCUUAUGCAUUGACAACUAUGGAGGUAAGACCAAAUUAACAAAAAUAAAGAUGUUUUUGUUUCUUACAAUCUUGCAAUUAUUCAACAAUGCAACAGAAUUGAAUGUGCACAUUUAAUGAUAGAGGAGUUUUGAGUUAAUCUCUUAUUUGAUGUUCAAACUCUAGAUAACGGGUUAGUUAUGUCUAAUAUUUGGUUAAUGUUUUAAACCUCAUGUCUUAUUUUCAAAUAUAAUGCCAUAACAAUUGUUAAUUUUUGUUGAAGUUUUAUAUUGGAGAAGAAACUAUGACUUGUCAUUGGUUGGUCGUAAAUUAUUUGUUCAUUUGACGUAAGACAGCUUUUUCAUGAUUAAUAUUUCGUUUAAUGUUCUACAACAACAAAAAAGUAAUCCCUUAACAUCACGAAACUGCCCAAAUGAAUACAACUAUUGCAGUGUUAAAACUAAUGGAUAAAAUGUACACAGCAGAAAAAUGGCCCAAUUAAAAUACUCAUUGUACAUCAACUACAAGAAAACAAAUCAAAGGUUUAAAAUACCUGCCACUACUUUUAGUUACAAGUCUAUAGAGCAUUAAUAGUAUAUUUCACCACUAGGGCCUAAAGUGACUCUUUUUGACCCGAGGUCGGAAAAUGAGCGAGGGUUAAAAAGUCACUUUUUUGUAAUGUAACGACUAACUAAAAUCAAAAUUUACAACUUAGUUGACAACAGCAGAUUUUUACUCCUUUAAGAGUAAAUAUGCCACUUUAGACCCACAACGCAUGCAUUCAAAACCUCUGUUUUUGCUGUAGUGUGACUAAAUAGUAGGAGGGGUGACUCUUUUUGACCCGAGGUAAUGUUUUACGAUCGAGGGUUAAAAAGACACUUUUUCCGGUGUGGUGAACUAUAUUUUUUGUUAUAUUGCAUCCAAACAAAGCUAGAAAACAAAAUAAUUUUUAUGUAAAGAUAACCUCUCAAAACAUCUUCCAGCUUGUUUUCAAUUCUGCUAAUGCAAAUAAGUAGUUGUUUAGUAAGUGAUUCCAUCAUUUAGACAAUUAUGAUUGUGUUACAGUAAAUUAUACCAUUGAUAUGUCGAGCAAUCGACAACAAUAGCCUAAAACCUUACCUAAUAAUUAAUCAAUUGAUAAAUAAUUUUGAUCGAUACGAUUGCCACAAUCGAAAUUUACUACCGUUUACAACAGCUGAUUUUUACUCCCUAGAGCGUAAAAAUGAUACUUUUAAAACCGCAACGCAUACAUUAAAAACGGCUGUUUUUGCUGCAGUAAGACGAAAAAAAUUAUAUUACAGUGUAUUUACAACACAUCACUGUUUACACUGAAAUUCUUUUUGUCUUGCAAAACUAUACAGCCAACAAUGGGAUUUGUCUCGGUUUCACAGCCCAGUGUUUCCUUAUAGUAUAAUUUGUUGGGUCUACCUGAUUCUUCUCUAUAUCUUGUGAAAAAUACUUCAGUUUAUAGCAAAGCAAGGAAUCAACUGUGGUACAACUGUCAAUUACCUUAUAAAGUAUACUGUACUUUCAUAAUGUUUUUUUCCUACAGUUAGCGUACAAAGUGGGCUAAGGUGCCUUCAUUGCAUCAAAUCAGGGCUGUGCGAAUCCAGAAAUUUUGGUUCGAAUCCGAAUCCGAAUCAUAGCUGUACAGAUUUUAUCGAAUCCGGAUCGAAUCCGAAUAUUUUAAUUAAUCCCGUGUCGAAUCUGGGUCGAAUCCGAAUCUCAAAUUUACAGCCAUUAUCGAACCUGGAUCGAAUCCGAAUCUGAAAUUUAAAGCUGUUAUCGAAUCCGAAUAUUUAAACCUGUUCAGAUUCAAAUCCAAAUCCGAGGAAAGUCAGCAGUACCAAUUUUCACAUUUUUAGACCACAUUUUCUGGGGCUGAAAUAACUUAGGGAAUUGCUUAAAAAAAUUCUUGAAAUGGGCCAAAUAAAAAUAGUUAUAAAAUUUAGGCCUACCUAUUUGAAGUUUUGAAACUAAAAAAUUGGGCAUAAGUUAGGCAUACCACCUAGGCCUAAGUUACUCGCUAAAAGUGAUGGACUACCAAUUUGUGUAGUCUAAAACAUAGGCCCAGCCUAUUAUACACCUCGGUGUUAAUCCUCCACACAAGCCUAUGUCUGCAUUACUAUUACAAGUAACAACUAACACUGUGAGGUUAAGUUUACUGAUAGCCAAGAUAGGGUUCAAAUGCGACCUACACUAAUGUGCCUAAAACCUAACACCAAGUUGGUCAGGUUCCUAACAUGAACCAGUCAAAAGCAAAUCGGAGUGCACAAGUAGUUUUUUAGUGUCUAAAAAAUUAUAUUGAAAAUUAUAUUCAAUCAAAAUCUAGUAAAUUUGAAUAUUGAAUCCCAACUCGGAUCUAUUUCCAAGAAAUUCGAAUAUCAAAUCCGAACCCGGAUCUCUUACCAGUAAAUUCGAAUAUCGAUUCCGAAUCCGAAUCCAGUUAGAAACAGUAGAUUCGUUCUCGAAUCCGAAUCGAAUCUCUAAAAAGAUUCGGAUUCGAUUCGUUUUUCGAACUAUUCGCACAGCCCUGCAUCAAAUAAAACACAAAGUAGGUAGCUAAUUGCUGCAUGUACCUACUUACUUUUGCCCCACUCAUUUUAAUUUUUACCGCACUCAUUUUUUUCACACUCUAGUAUUCAAACCAAACAACACAAAACAUUGUGCUUUUAUUGCUAACCUAAAAACGUGUUGUUUAGUGUUUGAAAGACUAUAAUUAUUUAUAUGCUUUAUAUAGUAACUGUAGGAAAAAUAUAAUGUGUAAGUGUAACGCGAGUGCAAAGUGCCUUUGCUGGACUCAAGAAACUGUCCACACAUGGGCAGCAAAGUACCACUACGCACACUAAUUACACAAAUAACUAUUCAUUAAUAAUGGAAUAAAGAUAAGUCAAAUUAUUUUUGUGUAUUUAAUUGUUUUAAUAGAUUUUAACAAUUACAUGACUGUUUUUGACAACCCCAGCUACACGGUGAAGUUGGAAAUAGAUAUUAAAACGAAUAUCAUUAUUUACUCCCACCUAAAUACCAUCCCUUAAUUUACAAAACAUUAAAUGAUUAGACUGAACAGUUAGAGAUACAUUUCCCAAACUUACCUUUAGGAAACACUUAGGCUUAUAUAAAUAAAUUCAAAUAACUUGUGUCUCGAUUUUACACAGUCAAAGUGUAGCUGGGUUUAUCAAAUUUUCUGGAUCAAUCUUCUCAUAUUUGGUGCUCUUAAACAUCUGUGAUGUACCCUUAGAUACUUAUAUUCAGUUUUGUAGUGGUUUUGUAGAUAUUGUGCUACGUUUUAAUAAUCUUCAAUGUACAUUUUGUUAAUUAUUUUUCAAACGUUUGCAUUUAAAGUUUCAAGAUUUGUAAAUUGCAUUUCUAAUGUUUAUUUACAGUAUAGUUUAGAGAUGACAUAUAUUAGAAUCAAUCUAUAGUUUAUUUGGUGCUAUAUUCUACUUUCACUGAUAUUUGUUUCCAAUUUUAGGAUUUUUAUACAGACCGAUCAAGUGUAUUGAAUAUAUUUAUUUACCAUUAACACAAUUAAUUGAGCCCUAAACUAAGUAGGUCUGAAGCUACACCCAAACUAUUUUAAUUUAUGAAGAUUGUUUAGUCGACACAAUUACAAAUAUCCAGUAUUUUUUUAAAUAGGACUGUCUAAGGAUAAGAAACUAAAUUAUCUUAUGUUACAUUGUAAUUUUUCAAUCAAUUAAACUAAAUGUUGUAUAAUUUUGUUAUGUAACACUAUAUAUACAAUUUUAAGCACUUUGCAUUAUCUUUUCAAAAGUAAUGAUUGUUAAAGUUUUUUGUAAAUAAAA